Molecule: messenger RNA, 602 nt
Organism: Amoebophrya sp. A25
Lineage: Eukaryota; Dinophyceae; Syndiniales; Amoebophryaceae
Source: the annotation of a GenBank genome assembly
GCAUCUUCUGCUGAUGCCGCAGGAGGAUCGUACGCCGGUUCUGGGACACAGCAAAGGCAAUCAGCCGUAGUUGAUGUUGCCACACCAAAGCACGGAAUCGAAGAAACUGGUAAAGCCGGUGACGAGUCCACCACAUCUGCUGAACACAAAAAGCACGCCUAUACUGGAUGGUAUAGCCAGAAACAAGCGAAAGCAAACCUCGCGGCCUACAAGAAGAAACAGGAGGAGCUUGCACGACAGCGCGAGGCGGCUGCAGGUGGUUCUUCUGGUACUGCUGCACCGGGAGCGGCAGGAAAGGACGCUGGAGACAACACUCCAGCAGCGGCAGACGGCAGACAGCGCGUGCCGAAAUACAGUCAGAAACAGGCGAAGGCGAAUCUCUCGGAAUGGAACCGGCGUGAGCAAGAAAGAAAAGCUGCCGAGGACGAAAAGGAGCGUAAGAAGCAGGAGCAGUUGAAAAAACUCGAGGCACUCUACAAGAAGACCGCUCCUGGUGCGACAACAGCCGUAGCUGCUGCCCCCGGAACCACGCAACAAGCUCCCGGCGACGCGUCGCAAGCAGGUGGAGCCGCAUCGUCAAGUCCAGCGAAGAAUAUGAAGAC